ACAGAAAGAGCAACGUCAGUAGACGCUGUGGGUGUUGAAUGGGUGGACGACUAUACUCUUCCACUCAUCCAAAUAGACCUCUCUCUCUCUUCAAAAAAAUUCCUUCCACCUCGACCUCUCCCUCUCUCUCUCCCUCUCUCACACAUAAAAUUCCUUCCACCUCUUUCUUUUCUUCUCCUUCAUCAUCUCGUUUAUCAUCGAUAGAUCUCUCUCCAGGAAAAUACCACCGUUAGACCAGUUUCUCUGAUCUCCUUUUUCCUGUGUUUCUGUUUUAAUCAGAACUCAAUAGCUUUGCAAGGACUGCCUUAUUUUUGAUUUCGUAUAACUUGGGUCAGUACGGCAUCUUAGUUCAUCUAUUUGCAUGAUUAAUUUGAUCAACAGGAAUUGAUGCAGUUCCUUCUGCAGAAUGGAGGUAUAUCCCUCAGAUUCAUUCCAGGCUUUUGAGUACUAAUUAGUGCGCCUUUCCUGAGCUCCGGAUUCCUUCUUCCUCCUACUCUAUUAAUUAUAUUACACUCAUGCAUAUAUAGAUCUGCCUUUACUGCCUAAACUUCUCUCUCUCUCUCUGUCUCUCAAUACCCCAACCGAUCUUUUCACUUCACCACAGCAAACCAACCAUUGCUUGAUAAUGAUGAAAGGUCUCAUAAUCCCCUCACAGCACCAGCUACUCGAUGAAAACAUGUCGAACUUAACCUCAGCCUCCGGCGAAGCCAGCGUUUCCUCCAACCAACAGUCCUCCUUCGCCUCCCCGAACCCUAACCCUAACCAGCAACCUGCAAAGAAGAAACGCAACCUUCCAGGCAAUCCAGACCCCGAAGCCGAGGUGAUUGCUCUAUCCCCAAAGACACUGAUGGCAACAAACCGCUUCAUCUGCGAGAUCUGCAACAAAGGGUUCCAACGAGACCAAAACCUUCAGCUCCACCGGCGAGGCCACAACCUUCCUUGGAAGCUCAAGCAGAGAACGAGCAAGGAAAUGAGGAAAAAAGUUUACAUCUGCCCCGAGGUCACGUGCGUCCACCACGACCCUUCCCGUGCUCUCGGUGACCUCACCGGCAUCAAGAAGCACUUCAGCCGCAAGCACGGCGAGAAAAAAUGGAAGUGCGAUAAGUGCUCUAAGAAGUACGCCGUACAAUCCGAUUGGAAAGCCCAUUCCAAGAUCUGCGGCACGCGUGAGUACCGCUGUGACUGCGGCACUCUCUUCUCUCGGAGAGAUAGUUUUAUAACCCACAGGGCUUUCUGCGACGCGUUAGCCGAGGAGAGCGCGAGGACGAUGACGGGUACUGCGUUGGCAGCUACUCAGCACCCACUGCUCUUUUCGGCGAAUCAGCCUCUUGAAGCUGCGAUGCAGUUUCCUCAUUUGAUAAGAGCGGGGGCUGAGGGCGGGGGGCAGGGCUUGCAAGAGCUUACUCUGAAGAAGGAAACACAGCAGCCAGCUUUCCCGGCAUGGUUGGGAGCUACAGCUUCCCUUAAUCAACUUGACAUUCCAUCUACUAUUUAUACCUCAAGGAUGGAGCAGGAGUACUCGCAGGAGAAUCAUCAGGCGAAUGGUUUGGCUCAUCAUUUAAUUCAAGGGCCGGCGGCUCCGGCACACAUGUCGGCCACAGCUUUGCUGCAGAAGGCGGCGCAAAUGGGUGCAACGAUGAGUAGGCCGACUCCGGUGAAUUCACAGAUGGCUGGCCAUAAUAAUGGGAAUAUUGUCAACCCUCAUGCUUCAGGUGGUUCUGGUGUGUUCGGGCUAGGAUUAUCUAGUUCUAAUCACAACGAAUAUAUUGGAGUGAAUGGGUCAACAGCAGGUGCUAGUCCAUUUCUGCAUGAUUUGAUGAUAAAUUCUCUUCCACAAGCUGGUUCUGGAUUUGAAUUGGGGUCAUUUGAGGAGCAUUAUGUGGGCGGUGGGAAUGAUGGAAUGACCAGAGAUUUCUUAGGAUUGAGAGCUUUUUCACACAAGGACUUGUUUAAUUUAGCCGGGUUUGAGACUUGCAUGAGUAAUUCUUCUUCAUAUGAGCAUCAGAAUAAGAAGCCAUGGCAUGGUAACUAAGCUAGCUUCUGUGUUCUACAACUGGUAUGAAUGCUAUGAUUUUUUUUUUUUUCUUUAAAGAAGAGAGGAAAGAGGGAGCUAGCUGGCAACUGGUUACUUCUAUGUUGUUUACUAUUUACUAUAUAUUUCUGUCUUUUUCCUUUUGUCCAAAUGGGUGAAAAGCUGGUUCCUUCCUGCUUCCACCCAUCACUCAUUUUGUGGCAGCUAUCAGAAAACUCAUAAGCAGCUAGAGAUAAAUAGUUGGUACCUUGAAAUAGUUGUUGUUGUAUGAAUGUCAUUGCUUUUAUCUGUGUAAUAAAACUUGUUAAUUAUAUACUCUUUUCAUGCUAAGGUUUGAAAUA
Molecule: messenger RNA, 2373 nt
Organism: Dendrobium catenatum
Lineage: Eukaryota; Viridiplantae; Streptophyta; Magnoliopsida; Asparagales; Orchidaceae
Product: protein indeterminate-domain 11
Exons: 4
Coding region: 626-2032 (468 amino acids)
Cellular component (GO): nucleus
Molecular function (GO): DNA-binding transcription factor activity
Source: RefSeq, a predicted model, not a curated record